Molecule: messenger RNA, 1934 nt
Organism: Fopius arisanus
Lineage: Eukaryota; Metazoa; Arthropoda; Insecta; Hymenoptera; Braconidae
Product: 1-acyl-sn-glycerol-3-phosphate acyltransferase gamma
Exons: 8
Coding region: 544-1701 (385 amino acids)
Cellular component (GO): endomembrane system
Molecular function (GO): 1-acylglycerol-3-phosphate O-acyltransferase activity
Source: RefSeq, a predicted model, not a curated record
UCCGGAGUAACUAGCAGUCCAAAUUUCGGAGUAAAUUAUAUUUUCCAGAUAAUCCAUCCGGGCCUUAAAUUUACGUCGUAUUUUAUAUCUCUGCUCAAAACGCAGUCGGAGGCUUUGAAAUCAGCUCGUCAAAAAUUCCAGUCAGCUCAGAGUUAUUAAAAGGGAAGCUGGAGGGAUAUUACUGAAAAGUCGCUGAGUCGGCUAACGACAGAUACCCCAGCGUUGCGUGUGGCGCCCUCCCUCUUAUGGGGUCGACUACUACGAUGCCGAUGGGGUCACUCAAACCCCCAGAACUGAGCCUCUGCUUUGGUCAAUCCUCUUUGGAUCAGAAUACCAAGAGCAGCUUCGAUUAAUCGAAAAUUUCGAGUGAUUGCAUAAGCAUAAUGCACCAACUUCAAAUCAUUGCGCGGUUCCUAUUUCGGUAUAUAACUGUGAACAAAUAAAAGCAUGAUUUGUGGUGUAAGAGAUAUAAUCCCCUUAAGGAUAACAGAGAAUUUUGCGGAUUGAAAGAAAUAUAGGAAAGACCAAUAAUAAUAAUAAAAUAUGAGUUUUGCAAAGGCCUUCAAACGCAACACUGUUGCACACUUGAUGUUCGCUAUAACGUUUUUCAUUUCUGGCCUAAUGAUAAAUUUCAUCCAGUGUUUAUUGUGGAUUACGCUCAGGCCUCUUUCCAAAUAUCUCUAUCGAAAAAUAAAUUACUACCUCUGCUAUUCAUUUUACUCCGAGUUAGUAUUUAUGGCUGAAUGGUGGUCUGGAACAGACUUAAUAAUAUAUAUCGACAAGGAGGAAUUUGAAAAAUAUUAUGGGCACGAGCAUGGUUAUUUGUUAAUGAAUCACACUUAUGAAAUUGAUUGGCUCAUGGGAUGGAUCUUUUGUGAGCGGAUAAAAAAUCUUGGUAACUGCAAAGCUUACGCUAAGAAAUCAAUUCAAUAUGUCCCAACGCUUGGUUGGGCAUUUAAAUUUGCUGAGGACAUUUUUCUUGAAAGGAAUUGGGAUAAAGAUAAAGACAUUAUCGGACGACAAAUUACGGAAUUGGGUGAUUAUCCGGAUUCAAUGUGGUUGCUUCUUUAUGCAGAGGGUACACGUUUUACCAAAAAAAAACAUGAAGUAAGUGAGAAAUUUGCCAAGGAAAAAGGUUUACCUGUUCUGAAACAUCAUCUUACUCCACGUACAAAGGGCUUUACAGCGAGUUUACCAUUUUUAAAAGGAAAAGUCAAUGCAAUUUAUGAUAUACAAUUGGGUUUCGAUGGAAAAGCAUCAGUGAAGCCAACAAUGACAAACUUAUUACGAGGUGAAAAGUGUGAGGCACAUUUGUACAUUAAACGUAUACCAAUGUCAGAUGUUCCUGAUGAAGAGAAAGAAGCUGCCGCCUGGUUGCACAAGCGAUAUCAAGAGAAAGAUAAAUUGGCGGACAGUUUUAUCAAUACUGGUGAUUUUUUCAUCCAAAGCGGUGUACCAAGACCGGAUACGUUUAGAGUGAAAAGGCGAUAUUACUCCAUGCUUAACACAAUUUUAUGGGCAGUAAUUGUUCUGGUUCCCAUGUUGUACUAUCUUGUUAGUCUGUUGUUAUCAGGUUCUACUUAUUACUUUUCUGCGGGCAUCUUCAUAAUAUUUUUGUUUUAUAUAUUAAUGAAUCAAAUAAUCGGAAUGUCAGAGAUUAGCAAGAGCUCUUCGUACGGUGAAGCGAAUAAGGCAAACUGAAAGUAUCGAAGAGAAGAAUAUAUACAUAUAUAAGUACAUAUGCUCUGGAAAAAAUCACCGUAAAGCUAAAAAUAUUUGGAGAAUAUAUUUAUGCAUAAGAAGUAGUAUACAUAUUGUGGAUAAUAUUAUUAACAGUUCGAUGGUUACAAACUCAUGUAACAUUAAUUUGGUCGCGAUAUUUCGAACGAUAUUUAGUAGCUAAACAAUUUAUUUAUAUUAGUGGAACUGAAAAA